CCUCUUCCGGUUUCGCAUGGCGCCGUCUCUUCCGGUGUGGGGAGUAAUAUGGGGACAAUACACCUAUUCCGCAAAUCACAGAGGUCGUUGGUUGGAAAGUUAACACAUGAAUUUAGGUUGGUUGCAGCAGAUAGAAGGUCCUGGAAGAUCCUGCUUUUUGGUGCUAUCAAUUUAAUAUGUAUUGGCUUCCUGCUAAUGUGGUGCAGCUCUAUAAACAACAUAGCUUUAACUGCUUACACAUAUUUGACAAUCUUUGAUCUUUUCAGUUUGGUAACAUGUCUAAUAAGCUACUGGGUGAUGAUGAAGAAACCCAGCUCAGUCUAUUCAUUUGGGUUUGAGAGAUUUGAAGUUCUAGCUGUUUUUGCUUCUACAGUUUUGGUACAACUUGGUGCUCUUUUUAUUCUAAAAGAAAGCGCAGAGCGGUUUCUGGAACAACCUGAAAUACACACGGGACGGCUGCUGGUUGGUACCUUUGUGGCUCUCUUUUUCAACUUAUUCACAAUGCUUUCCAUUAGGAAUAAGCCUUUUGCUUACGUCUCUGAAGCUGCCAGCACAAGUUGGCUUCAGGAGCACGUUGCGGAUCUCAGUAGAAGUAUUUGUGGAAUUAUCCCAGGACUGAGUAGCAUCUUUCUGCCACGAAUGAACCCCUUUGUUCUGAUUGACAUUGCUGGCGCUCUAGCCCUUUGCAUUACAUAUAUGCUGAUUGAAAUUAACAAUUAUUUUGCUGCAGACACAGCGUCUGCUAUAGCAAUUGCUUUGAUGACAUUUGGUACCAUGUAUCCCAUGAGCGUCUACAGUGGUAAAGUUCUGCUUCAGACAACACCGCCUCAUGUGAUUGGCCAGUUAGAUAAACUUCUUAGAGAGGUUUCAACUUUGGAUGGUGUAUUGGAAGUUCGAAAUGAGCAUUUCUGGACAUUAGGUUUUGGCACUUUGGCGGGAUCAGUACACGUCCGAAUUCGGAGAGAUGCAAAUGAACAGAUGGUGCUUGCUCACGUCACAAAUAGAUUAUACACAUUGGUCUCAACCUUGACUGUUCAGAUUUUCAAAGAUGAUUGGAUCAGACCUACGUUAUCAUCUGUGCCUAUUGCAAACAAUAUGCUGAACCUUCCGGAUCACCAUGUUAUUCCAAUGCCAUCUUUGAAAGCUGCCGAUAGUCUGAACCCUGUAACGUCCACUCCAGCCAAGCCUAGCAGUCCACCACCAGAAUUUUCUUUUAAUACACCUGGAAAAAAUGUGAACCCACUCAUCCUUUUAAACACUCAGACAAGGCCCUAUGGAAUGGGUUUAAAUCAUGGAUCUGCACCUUACAGCAGUGUAUUCAAUCAAGGAUUUGGAAUACCGGGAAUGGGAGCAACUCAAGGACUCAGGACUGGUUUUACAAAUGUCCCAGGCAGAUACGGAACAAACACUUAUGGUCAGUCCCGACCAUAAUAAACACCAUUAUUUAUUGUA
Molecule: messenger RNA, 1452 nt
Organism: Tinamus guttatus (white-throated tinamou)
Lineage: Eukaryota; Metazoa; Chordata; Aves; Tinamiformes; Tinamidae
Gene: SLC30A6
Product: solute carrier family 30 member 6
Biological process (GO): zinc ion transport; transmembrane transport
Cellular component (GO): membrane; Golgi apparatus
Molecular function (GO): monoatomic cation transmembrane transporter activity
Source: RefSeq, a predicted model, not a curated record